Messenger RNA from Perognathus longimembris pacificus (Pacific pocket mouse), 5132 nucleotides. It is a transcript of the gene Phc3, whose product is annotated as polyhomeotic homolog 3. The record is from RefSeq and is a predicted model, not a curated record. The transcript is spliced from 16 exons. Lineage: Eukaryota; Metazoa; Chordata; Mammalia; Rodentia; Heteromyidae. Gene Ontology annotation, molecular function: protein binding; zinc ion binding. Gene Ontology annotation, cellular component: PRC1 complex; nucleus. Bases 150 to 3152 code for a protein of 1000 amino acids.
GGCCGACUUUGAGGUCUGGCUGCCAGCCCCCUUCGGCGGGGGAACCCCGAGGCCCGACUGCCCGCUCCCUCCCGCAUGGGGGCCCCGAGGUCCGGCUGCCCGCCCUCUCUGGCUUGGGGACCCCGAGAUUUAAGGACCACAGUACAACUAUGGAUAGUGAACCAAAUCCUGGAGCAUCUUCUGUGUCAACAACAGCCAGUAGCACUACCACCACCACCAUCACCACAUCCUCCUCGCGAAUGCAGCAGCCACAGAUUUCUGUGUACAGUGGUUCAGACCGACAUGCUGUACAGGUCAUUCAACAGGCAUUGCAUCGCCCCCCCAGUUCAGCUGCUCAGUACCUGCAGCAGAUGUAUGCGGCUCAGCAACAGCACUUGAUGCUACACACUGCAGCCCUUCAGCAGCAGCAUCUGAGCAGCUCCCAGCUCCAGAGCCUUGCUGCUGUGCAGGCAAGUUUGUCCAGUGGAAGACCACCUACAUCCCCUACAGGAAGUGUCACACAACAGUCAAGUAUGUCCCAGACAUCUAUCAACCUCUCCACUUCUCCUACUCCUGCACAGUUAAUAAGCCGUUCCCAGGCUUCCAGUUCUACCAGCGGCAGUAUUACCCAACAGACUAUGUUACUAGGGAGUACCUCUCCUACCCUAACUGCAAGCCAAGCUCAAAUGUAUCUCCGAGCUCAAAUGCUGAUUUUCACACCCGCUACCACUGUGGCUGCUGUACAGUCUGACAUUCCUGUUGUCUCGUCGUCAUCGUCAUCUUCCUGUCAGUCUACAGCUACUCAGGUUCAAAAUUUAACAUUACGCAGCCAGAAGUUGGGUGUAUUGUCUAGCUCACAGAAUGGUCCACCGAAAAGCACUAGUCAAACUCAAUCAUUGACAAUUUGUCAUAACAAAACAACAGUGACCAGUUCUAAAAUCAGCCAACGAGAUCCUUCUCCAGAAAGUAACAAGAAAGGAGAAAGUUCAAGUCUGGAAUCACGAAGCACAGCUGUCACUCGGACAUCAAGUAUUCACCAGCUAAUAGCGCCAGCUUCAUAUUCUCCAAUUCAGCCUCAUUCUCUAAUAAAACAUCAACAGAUUCCUCUUCAUUCACCACCUCCCAAGGUUUCCCAUCAUCAGCUGAUAUUGCAACAGCAACAGCAGCAAAUUCAGCCAAUCACCCUUCAGAAUCCAACUCAAGAUCCACCCCCAUCCCAGCACUGUAUACCACUCCCAAACCACGGCCUUCCUCCAGCUUCCAGUAAUACCCAGUCACAACAUUGUUCACCAAUUCAGAGCCACCCCCCUCCUUUAAAUGUAUCUCCCAAUCAGUCACAGUCAGCCCAGCAGUCUGUAGUGGUGUCUCCUCCACCACCUCAUUCACCGAGUCAGUCUCCUACUAUAAUUAUCCAUCCACAAGCACUUAUGCAGCCACACCCUCUUGUGUCAUCAGCUCUUCAGCCAGGGCCAAAUUUGCAGCAGUCCACUACUAAUCAGGUGCCACCAACAACACAGCUGAAUCUUCCAUCCCAUCUUCCACUUUCAGCUUCCCCUGUUGUACACAUUGGUCCAGUUCAGCAGUCUGCCUUGGUGUCCCCUGGUCAGCAGAUUGUGUCUCCAGCAUCACACCAGCAAUAUUCAGCCCUUCAGUCCUCUCCAAUUCCAAUUGCAACCCCACCACAGAUGUCAGCAUCUCCUCCAGCUCAGAUUCCACCACUGCCCUUGCAGUCUAUGCAAUCUUUACAAGUGCAGCCUGAAAUUCUGUCCCAGGGCCAGGUUUUGGUGCAGAAUGCUUUGGUGUCAGAAGAGGAACUUCCGGCUGCAGAGGCUUUGGUCCAGUUGCCAUUUCAGACUCUUCCUCCUCCCCAGACUGUUGCGGUAAAUCUACAAGUACAACCACCAGCACCUGUUGAUCCACCAGUGGGAAUGCAUUUGAACCAGUGUCAUCUGCACAAAGUUUUUUCUCUUAAGGUUUACCAGGUUGAAGACAUGUGUGAAGAAGAAAUGCCUGAAGAAUCGGAUGAAUGUGUCCGCAUGGACAGAACCCCACCACCACCCACUUUGUCUCCAGCAGCUAUAACUGUGGGAAGAGGGGAGGAUUUGACUUCGGAACAUCCUUUGUUGGAGCAAGUGGAAUUACCUGCUGUGGCAUCAGUCAGUGCCUCAGUAAUUAAAUCUCCAUCGGAUCCCUCCCAUGUUUCUGUUCCUCCACCUCCACUCUUACUUCCAGCGGCCGCCACCAGGGCUAAUAGUACAUCGAUGCCAAGCAGCCUCCCCAGCAUAGAAAACAAGCCUCCACAGGCUAUCGUGAAACCACAGAUCUUGACCCAUGUUAUUGAAGGCUUUGUGAUUCAGGAGGGGUUGGAGCCAUUCCCUGUGAGUCGUUCAUCUUUACUAAUAGAACAACCUGUGAAAAAACGACCUCUUUUGGAUAAUCAGGUGGUGAAUUCUGUGUGUGUUCAGCAAGAGCUACAGAACAAUACAAAGCAUGCAGAUAAUUCAUCUGACACAGAGAUGGAAGAUAUGAUGGCUGAAGAGACAUUAGAAGAAAUGGACAGUGAGCUGCUCAAGUGUGAAUUCUGUGGGAAAAUGGGAUAUGCUAAUGAAUUUUUGAGGUCAAAAAGAUUCUGUACUAUGUCAUGUGCCAAAAGGUACAAUGUUAGCUGUUCUAAAAAAUUUGCCCUUAGUCGUUGGAAUCGUAAGCCUGAUAAUCAGAGUCUUGGGCAUCGUGGCCGCCGUCCAAGUGGCCCCGAAGGGACAGCAAGAGAACAUAUCCUUAGGCAGCUUCCAAUUACUUAUCCAUCUGCAGAAGAAGACUUGGCUACUCAUGAAGAUUCUGUGCCAUCUGCUAUGACAACUCGUCUGCGCAGGCAGAGUGAGCGGGAAAGAGAGCGUGAGCUUCGGGAUGUAAGAAUUAGGAAAAUGCCCGACAAUAGUGACUUGUUACCAGUUGCACAGACCGAGCCCUCUAUAUGGACAGUUGAUGAUGUCUGGGCUUUCAUCCAUUCUUUGCCGGGCUGCCAGGAUAUUGCAGAUGAGUUCAGAGCACAAGAGAUUGAUGGACAGGCCCUUCUUUUGCUCAAAGAAGACCAUCUCAUGAGUGCAAUGAAUAUUAAGCUGGGCCCUGCCCUGAAGAUCUGCGCACGCAUCAACUCUUUGAAGGAAUCUUAACAGAAUAUGAAGCUUUGAUAUAACACCAGUUUGAUUGUUCUUACUCAGACUUGUAAGGUAAAGGCUUUCAUUGGCCUAGAAUAAUACAAUUACAAUGGAACGCCAAACACAUUGGGAUCACUUCUACAGAUACAGCAAUCCAUUAUAAUUAGCCAACAUUGGUGAAAUUAAUUUUACAAGGUACAUGCAACAUUGAAAGACGUUACAGAUGGCCAUAUUUUUCAAAGAAACGUUAUACUAGCUAAUUUUUUAAAUGGGAUGUUCAUCAUUAAUAUAUAGAAUCCUUUAAAAAAUAAUUUAAUGAUUUACAUUUCUUCUCUUUUGAUUCAGUUUUCUUACACAUUUUUGUAUCCUAUUAAUUUUUUAAAGGUUGUCAUAGAGAUGUGGAAUAAUUUAGAAGUCCAAUGAUGCAAUUGCAUGUGAAGAAAUAAGACUACAUUCUGAGAGUCAGACCUUUUAGACAAAUGCUUUGUAAGAAAGAAUUGUGUUCUAGCAUAAGCAGUAUUGAUCUGGAGAUUAAAAGAGUGGUUUUUUCUCUUCAGAUUUGACCAACAGUUCGGCUUGUGUGAUAGUUAGCUUUCUUCUCAGUGUUUGUACAUGUACAGCAACAUUCUUAAUGGAAGUCACUUUUACUCUUUAGGAGACAUUGACAACAUCUAGACCCAUUUUGGUUGAGAGCUUGGGGUUGGUGGUUGGGAGAGUUGCCUGUGGAUACAUAGUAGUAGGGGCCAGAGUGGUUCCUAAAAGUCUACAAUGCCUAGAAUGUUCUUUCAUCAAGUACUGUCUGGUCUAAGUGUCAGUAGUGCCAAGACUGAGCAGGUCGGAGUGAUAAAUGUUGCUCUUUUUCACACAGAGAAACACUGCGGGCAUAGGGCAGGGCAUUAUAAUGAAUACAUGUACAAUGGAAGUAUUGUUCAGGCAGCAUUAAUGUUGUGCUAAAGUAUAUUUUUCCAGUUUGGUUAUGCAUAAUAGAAAAAGAAAAAUACCUAUGAAAUUGCUCAUUAGGGAAAGACAAAAUCAUUGGACUCAGCUAGUACCAAUUCAUGUUAAUACUUGUCAUAUCUCUGUGCUCCCCUGCUCUGUACUGUUAGCUGGUACCUCUCCUGGCAAGGGCUUGGAAGCAUGUUGACUCUAGCUAGAAGGCUCAUUCCUUUCCCUUAAUGAAUCCUUGCAUUCCUCCUGCAAAGCAUUUAUGAAUUGAUUAGAUUUGAGUGAUCAAAUCUAAUUUUAAAACUUAUAAAAAAGCAAAAGUUUUCACCAGUUAACUUCUACAGAAUUAUCGCACUAAAACAGAAUUUCCUGUGGGCACCUUGAGAGCCUAUGGUCCUGUUUAUUAAAACUUAUAAAGGUUUUGUUUAAUCACUUCCUCUGUCUUCACCACAUCUUUGAGGUAGUUUAAUAACUGAAUGAACAUGCACAGAGAUGUGGCCACAGUUCAGUAAGUGAAGGUAAAGAGAGUCCGUAAGUUUUACUUCCACCCCUCCUUUGAAAGAUUGUGUUGAGCUAGUAGAAAACUAAAGAUGUCACUAAAGACAUGACAGAUAUUUAUCUUUUGGCUUUGUGUACAUUAGAAAAUAUUGGUUAUUUUUAUACAAAAAUAUAGCGGGUAAUUUUUUUAAUCUCUAGAUGCCUCUUGUUUGAAUGUAUGCUUUGUGAGAUUCCUUAAGUAGUAGUUGUAAAUGAAGAUGAUUACUAAUAGUUAUGUAUAGAGUUAGAAUAUGUAAUGUAAGGCUCAUGUUCCAGACCUACAGUAGCGUGUAGUCCAUGAUAUGCAUUUCUUUGUAUCACAUUUUAAAGUUUCAAGGGUAGGGAGGCAGUCUACAAUCAGUUUUCAUUUAUUAAUGAAUAGUUAAUGGUUAAUGAUCAUGACAGUUGUCAUAUGCUUUUUCCCCUCCCCUUGCAAUUUCAGAGCAUAAAGAUAUACUAAGCAGUAUAUACUAAGCAGUAAGAAGAAAUUUCCUAGCCCAUGAGAGGGAAGCA